This is a messenger RNA of Anastrepha obliqua, 1419 nucleotides long. RefSeq names its product protein amalgam (gene Ama). The coding region runs from base 193 to 1182 and encodes 329 amino acids. The record is from RefSeq and is a predicted model, not a curated record. The transcript has a single exon. Lineage: Eukaryota; Metazoa; Arthropoda; Insecta; Diptera; Tephritidae. Gene Ontology annotation, cellular component: neuron projection.
GCGUUGCGGUCAGUGAUCAGUCAAGAAUAGGAAGCGUUGUGAAACGUUUGGUGACCUGUCGGCAAUUGAGUUGAAGUGUUGAUAGCAAAAGAAAAAAGAAAGAAAAGUCAUAAAACAAAGUGAAUAACAACAGCAAGAAGACAUAAAAAGUCACUGUUUGAAAGUGUGUUUAUUUUUAUCUAUAAUUCCAAUAUGGAUAGAUUUUUAUUACAACUAGUGGCGUUGGCUGUUAUGUUAACACUCCUGCCAAGUGUGUUACACGCAAACCAGCCGGUUAUCACUCAUAUUUCAAAAGAUGUUGUAGCUAGCGUAGGUGAAGAUGUACAGUUUAACUGCACUGUUGAGAACGUCGGUCGGAUGUCCGUUAGCUGGGCCAAGCGGUCCGUUGUUUUGUCUAUGCGGAAUAUUCUCAGCCUGAGCGAUCCGCGUUAUACGAUCACCGAGACACGAGACGAUAAAGCUGGCAAUGCUACGUAUUCUCUGAAGAUAACGAAAAUCGAGGCAAGUGAUAUGGGCCCAUAUGAGUGUCAAGUUAUUGUGUCCGCAGCUGAUAAGAUCACAAAGACAGUGAACUUGUCCAUUAAGCAUCCACCCAUCAUAUCAGAGGAACGUACACCAAAGUCCAAACUGGUUACCGAAGGACAGAAUUUAGAAGUAAGCUGCUUUGCAGCUGGUUUCCCACAACCCACAAUAUGGUGGAAACGUGAAGAUAAUGCCAUCAUGCCGGCUGGUGGGCAAACGCUUGCCGGACCAACUUUGCGCAUCAGAGAGGUACAUCGACUGGAUCGUGGCACUUACUAUUGUGUCGCUGACAAUGGUGUAGGACAACCCGAUGAGCGAAAGGUGCUUAUUGAGGUAGAAUUUCGGCCACAGAUCGCUGUAUUACGCCCUAAGGUGGCACAAGUAUUGGGGCACAAUGCUGAAUUGGAAUGCAGUGUUCAAGGAUACCCCGCACCCGCUGUUUUCUGGUUCCGUAAUGGUACUAAAAUAUAUUCCGAAUCACAAAUACAAGUCUCGACUACCGCUUCGUCAUAUGAAACAACAACAUCCGUAUUACGCAUAACAAAUAUUUCCGAAAUGGACUAUGGUGAUUACUACUGCAACGCCAGCAACAAAUUAGGAUAUGCCGAUGCGCGUCUGCAUUUAUUCCAACCAGUGAUUCCAGUGCCUUCCGCCUUUUGAGUUAAGUUUUAAUUGCAAGAUUUUUAUUUUCACUGACAAUGCGAGAAUUUGAAACCCACACUGGCGUGUGGAUAUGAGACCAGAAGUGCUGGGUAUAUUUUUAAACUUUUUAUGUAUUAUGCGGAUUUGACUGGCGAAUUAUUCACAAAACCCUGUGUUUUUUCUCUUCGUUCGUUUUUGACAAUUUCUUUUGUUAAUUCUUUUAUUCAAUUAAAUUUGAUUGACUCAAACAAAUAA